Messenger RNA from Carya illinoinensis, 1624 nucleotides. Its product is annotated as wall-associated receptor kinase 2-like. Gene Ontology annotation, molecular function: calcium ion binding; polysaccharide binding; protein serine/threonine kinase activity. The record is from RefSeq and is a predicted model, not a curated record. Lineage: Eukaryota; Viridiplantae; Streptophyta; Magnoliopsida; Fagales; Juglandaceae. Gene Ontology annotation, cellular component: membrane. Bases 123 to 1325 code for a protein of 400 amino acids. The transcript has 3 exons.
GAAUACUAAUAAUUGCCUUCUAUAAAGAGAAGGCCAUCUUCUUCUACGUUAACUACUUCAAACGAACGAAGAAAGAACAUUAGAUCAGAUUAGAGAUCACACAAAAACCAAGGCAGUUAACUAUGUCCUCCUUGCUUGAAACUGUUCUUCUGCAGCAACAAGCUGUAAAACUCCUGCUUGGGGUACUUGUAAUAUUGUCAGCAGCAAUAUUUGUAGCAGCAGCGGCAGCUGAACCCAAUUCCAGCUGCGUCACUACAUGCGGAUCGCUUCAUGACAUCCCCUAUCCAUUUGGAACAUCCAAAGGCUGCUAUCUUGACUCAUCUUUUCUCAUUACUUGUAAGUCCUCCUCGUCCUCUGGGAAGAGUACUCAAACACCAUUUCUGGGCGUUAGUAACAUAAAGGUACUCAACAUAUCGUUGGAUGGUGAACUUCGUGUCUCAACUUCUGUAGCCCGUGUUUGCCCACAGAAAUUGGACAAUUAUACCAGCUAUAAGUAUACCGGAUAUAACUAUAUUGAUACCUUGCUAGAGUUUCCCAUGUCAGAUAAAAAAAAUGUGUUCAUCGCCGUUGGUUGCAACACUAGAGCGAUCAUAGACUCAUACGAGAAUCUGUAUUCAAUUGGAUGCAGGUCAAGAUGUGAAAACAUCUACGAUAUGGUUAAUGGGUCUUGCUCUGGUGUAGGCUGUUGCCAGGCUCCUAUCCCAACUGGAAUGACAGAUUUUUCCAUCGAUGUUAGGCUUUACAACGGCUCCACAGUGAGAAAAUUCAAUACAUGUGGUUUCGCCUUUGUGGUGGAAAAAAAAGAAUACAACUUUUCAACCUUAGAUCUUCAGAAUAUGCAGAAUAAAGAUGCUUUUCCUUUGGUGCUAGAUUGGGCAAUUGGGAGCCAGACAUGCGAAGAUGCUAAGGAGGAUACUACAGGAUAUGCAUGUAAGUCAGCGAAUAGUCAAUGUUACGAUUCCACAAACGGUCCUGGGUAUCGCUGCAGCUGCUCCUCAGGCUAUUACGGAAACCCAUACCUCUCUGAUGGUUGCAAGGAUAUUGAUGAGUGUGGAAUUCAAAUUCAUGGGUGCGCUGCUGAUGCUACAUGCGUCAACCAUGUGGGGUUUUACACCUGUUUAUGCCCCAAAGGGUACGAAGGAGAUGGGCGAAAAGAAGGAACUGCUUGCAGAGCUCAAGGAAGCGAUUCUAGAAAAAUUAUUCCGAUUGCCAUAAUUGGUGCUAGUACAUUUGGGGUAUUAUUUCUACUUAUUGGUGGAUGGGGGUCAUACAAAGUGGUAAAGAAAAGGCAAAGAAUUGCACGUAGGCAGGAGUUCUUUAAAUGAAAUGGCGGACUGUUGUUACAACAUCAAAUAUCUCAAAGCGAAUUGGAUGUUGCAAACAGGAAAUUAUUUAAUUCAAAGGACUUGGAGAAAGCCACUGACCAUUUUAAUGAUAACAGAAUACUUGGUCAAGGUGGACAAGGAACUGUUUACAAAGGUAUGUUAGAGGAUGGAAGAAUCGUUGCUGUGAAAAAGUCAAAGAUAAUUAAUGAAGGAAAGCUUCAAGAAUUCAUUAAUGAAGUUGUCGUUCUUUCCCGAAUUAAUCAUAGGAACAUUGUUAAACUACUUGGUUGUUGCUUAGA